UAGUUGACUACGGUUCAGAACUAAAGAAAAAAAAAAACUAAAGUCCACGAACUCGUUUUGCUUUCUCUCGGCCACCGUAUCUUCUGAAAAAAAGAAGGGAAAAACUCAUUUCAAGAUGGCGCUGCGCACUGUUUGCGCCGCUACCUUGCGAACUGGGACAGAUUUAGGGGUCAAUAAUGCGAGGACGUUUGUCACAACAGCAUUUCUCUGCAGACGGAUACCUCCUAUGGGUCCAAUGCCAAAUGAGGUUGACGUUGAAAACCUGGAGUCAUUAGAGAAGUAUCGCAGCUACACUCGUUACUUCAAACAAGCGGAGGAAGCAAGGAACAAACCUGCAUGGUGGAAGACCUACAGGAGCUACGUGGAAAAAGCUGACCCUGAGCAUGGUGCAGAGCGAGUGGACAUUGGACUGCCAUACUAUCGACCCGGCAGGACCAAAGAAGUGAGGGAGAGGAAGCAGGUGAUGAAGGACAAUAAGAAGAACAUUGAGCUGGAGAGGGCUUCACGUUUGCGCACUUUUAAGAUCCCUCUGGAUAAAGUGCAGGAAACCUGGGAGAAGAGCAGUGGUCCAUUUCACAUAAAGAGACUUGCAGACCACUACGGAGUCUUCAGAGAUCUCUUUCCCAUGGCAUAUUUUCUACCUCAAGUCUCGCUCCGGAUAGGCUAUGGCCAGGACAACACUGGUCAAGUGCAUUAUGGGAAUCGGCUGACACCAACAGAAGCAGUGUCUGUCCCUCAAAUCAGCUUUGAUUCCGAGGAGGGCUCCCUGUGGACCCUUCUGCUCACCUGUCCAGAUGAGCAUCUUCUGGAUAAUGAGGCAGAAUACAUCCACUGGCUAGUUGGGAACAUACCAGGCGGAGCAGUGCAGGCCGGAGAGGAGCUGUGUCACUACCUGCCCCCCUUCCCUGCCAGAGGAACAGGCUUCCACCGCUACAUUUAUGUCCUCUUCAAGCAGGAGGGACACAUCAACUUCCAGGAGGAUGUCAGGCCGUCGCCAUGCCAUUCUCUGGUGGAUCGUUCAUUUAAGACAAUGGAAUUCUACAGAAAGCACCAAGACAACAUGACACCUGCCGGCUUGGCCUUCUUCCAGUGCCAGUGGGACGAAUCUGUCACCGACACCUUUCACACCACACUCAACAUGAGGGAGCCAGUGUUUGAGUUCAUCCGGCCUCCAGUGUACCACCCUCCACAGGUCAAAUACCCUCAUCGACAGCCCCUACGCUACCUGGACAGAUACAGAGAUGGAAAGGAGCACACAUAUGGAAUAUAUUGAUUAUGAGACAAACACUCACAAAGUUGAGAAAACACAUUUCCUUGCAAACGUGUAGUCAUGUUUGGCAUAUAUAUGUUAGAAAAAUAAAGCCUUUUUCAACUGUG
Sander lucioperca (pikeperch) is the source of this 1377-nucleotide messenger RNA. It is a transcript of the gene mrpl38, whose product is annotated as mitochondrial ribosomal protein L38. Gene Ontology annotation, cellular component: mitochondrial large ribosomal subunit. The coding region runs from base 116 to 1273 and encodes 385 amino acids. The transcript has 9 exons. The record is from RefSeq and is a predicted model, not a curated record. NCBI's taxonomy places the organism in Eukaryota, Metazoa, Chordata, Actinopteri, Perciformes, Percidae.